AAAACCCUUCCCUAACAAUUAUCUGCACCAGAUCAACUAACCAUGCUGGCUGGCUUCGUUGUGCCCCACGCGCACUACCGCGUGUUCCACGGGAACCCCGCGGCCGACUCGCAGUAUGCGGCACGCAACGACCAGUUCCCCUUAGCUCUGAACCCCCGUCGCGUGGAGAGCUCCCCCACCGACCUCCAUCUGCGCGAGUUCGCCCAGCUCGAGGUCCAAGUCAAGGCUCUGCAAAUACAAUCAACCAACCCUGCCUCCGCGGCGGGAUCUCUAGCCGAGUGUUUCCUGUUCUACUCUAGACUAUUCACAGUCGAGUCAUUCUCGUGGCCAGAUUUCCUAUCCGCCGUGUUCACCAAGUUAGCCGAGCACUUUGCUAUAAGUGAGAAUGACAUCGCGCGAAGCGCUAUCCUGAGAGUCUUCCAACGUGCAAAAAGUCACGUGGCACAAGUGAACGAUUCCAACAAGCUACUAACCCACCUCACAGGUCCUUUAACGCAUCCUACCAGUGUCACAACACGGACAUUAACGCUCCAGGUGGUGGCCACGAUGCCCUCCCUACUUGUCCACGACACGACAGUGCAGCAGCAGAUUCUCAAGGGGAUUUCUGCUGACGAUCACGAUGAACGCCGCGCUGCAAUUGAAGCAGCGAGUGCAUUUCUACCACUAUCAUCUUCCUUUAAGAACGACGCGCUGACAUUAACUCUGGAGGACAAGACGACGGUGUUGUGCUGCUUGUUGGCGGAUGCAGUGGCGAACUCUACGGAGGCGCAGCAAGCCUGGACUCACUGUGCAGAACUGUACGAAAGACUUGCUGAUGACAAGAGUGCAGUGGCGAGUUUACGUGCCAUGACUAUGCUGACUGCUGCGUAUCCUGGUGUUUUAAUGGAGAUGCACGGACAAGUGCUGCAUCAUGUACUGGAUCAAGACCCGCGUGCGAUAGUGCAUAAUUUCACGUUGCUAGUAACUCAACAACUCGUUGCGAAGCAAAGCGAAAACAACGAACAGCUAGCAAGUGUUCUGGAAGGUGUUUUUGCAAGGAUUGAAAGCCAAGGUAAACCUAGUUUGCGCAUCAAAUUAUCAGCUCUGCUACUGCUUGAAAAGUGGUCGAAGCAGCACGAGUUAGGUGACAAGGCUGAAGCUUUACUCAAGGAAGCCAAGAAACUGCUCGCUGUUGCCAGGGAUGCGCGAUUCGGAGAGGUUUACACUUCUAUCAUCGCGAAUAUCGCUCGUCAGAAGCUCGCAGCUGACGGGUCAGAGCACAGUGUCGAUGAAUUGCUGUUCUUAUUGCAUCCACGAGCACCCGUGGCUGCCAAGAGCACAUGGAACUACGCAUUGGCAGCCAUCGCUCAACUCAGCCAGGAAUUCUCCGACCAUCUCGCCACAUAUCUAGCUCCACGUUUAAUCGAGCUGCUGUCAAUCCUAGCUGAUAGUAACAUGGACGCUAGUGUCAUCAAAGCUCGCAGAACGUCCAUCUUCAAGGCCCUCGGGGAUCAACUUCGACCACCAAACUUCGACUUGAUCAACAAGGAGCUGUCUACGUUGCUAAAGGAACUCUCCAGUGUCAACCGAACGGAUGCUGCGUAUCUACGGGCUGUGGUAGCUACAUUCUUCCUCUGGACACAAGAGCUGACCGUCGCUAAAGAAGACGGCGAGAUCAGCAAGAUGAUCUCUACAUUCGAGCGACAACUGCUUAAUUCUGAGCACUACGAGACUCACGCAGAUCGGUACGAGAUGGCCAAGCUGGCGAUGUUACGAGGACGGUUCACGUUGGCUUCUCAGUUGCUGGAGGUUGUUGCAGCGAAGACUGAUAGCGAGUGCUUUGGUGGCUGGCUGCACGCUCUACAGACGAUGAGUGGCGCUGAGUCCCGCAUAUCAACAGAUCAAUCAGUGCACCUCGAUAGCCUGCAGUUGCUAGCCCGUGCUAGUACGUACUUGCAAGCGGCACGUACGUCAAGUUUUCGCUUCGAUCUCCAGCUCCACCUGCUUUCUCUCCGACUGGAAUGGGUACAACUUGUGCAGAGUACACAGCAGGUAGCAGGAGAGGCUGCAUACACCAAUUCACCGGGUAAUCCUGUGGGACGAGAGGGCCAAUUGAGCAAGCAAUUACGUGCUCUUGCGCACAAGUUUAACGUGCUACGUGGUAUGCUGCUCGGUGCCGAUCAGCGAGACCUGGACGCUCUUCAAGCUCACACCAGCUCGUGUAAUUUAUUGGCGUCAGCGGUCGAAGGGUUUUUGUUGCUACGAUCUCCAAACUCCAUCGACUUUCCGACAGAAUGGGGAUCUCAGUGGAGUUUACAAGUGUUGAAGACGUUGAGUGAAGAUGUACGAGGAAAAUUGGAUCGCGUUGCCAAGCUCUCACCUUCUCGUCAACCAGGCGUUGGAGCCCACGUACUGCAGCAACUUUUGGUGGCGUUAUGUGCUGUCCCUCCGGUGUUGCCGAAGCUUUUCUUCUGCUCUCGACUACGCACUGAACAGCGUCUUCUCUCCAGUGCGCAGUUUUUAACUUAUGCAGAGAACACGGCAUUCACAGCCAAGCCACGCUCUCGCUCACAACUUGGCGUGUCACUGGGCACUGAUUUCGUUAGUGUGUUGAAAGGGGUGCUUGCAGUUUCGCGCAGUGCUCGAAAUUACUGGAUUAACCGAGCAGAAGCUGUUGAAGUGGAGGUGCUCGUGUGCUUAGCUGAUGCUGGAAUCAAUACUGGGAGCUCCUCGAUCUAUGAACAAGCGAGUGGGAUGGCAGACGAGAAGCUCGUGCAACACCGAAUGACAGUCAUUCUACCAAUUGCAUGGGAUCAAGUUACGACAGCAGCUGAAGAUAAUCGGACAAUGCUGUACCUGCCGUUCGAGACGCCAGUGCAUGUGAAGGCUGCGAAUUUGACAGUCAAAGGGUCUUUCACGUUGGUAGCAAAACUCGCAUUAGUGGAUCGACGAGGCGACAAGUGGCCUCUGGCUGCUACUGGUUGUCGACGAGGCUUCAUAGUUUACUGAAAAUUCUACAUAAACGUAGACGAGUGGAAGUGUUCUAAACUACUUGGGCUAAAGUUUACCGUGCGCACUCGAUUCAGUACUACCAUUCAAAGGUAGCGUAAAGGGGGCGAUGUUGUAGCUUCGCUGCUCCAGUCAUGUUGGAGAAGACGUUUCCAUAUCUUGUCAUUGAAUGGGCCUAAGGAGAGCAGUUGUACUGAUGAACAGGAACUAUGAAGCGAGCUAUUAUCUUUGAACUUGAAUACUACGAAUCUUCCAUUUGUCAUCUGUUAUCUGC
Molecule: messenger RNA, 3262 nt
Organism: Phytophthora nicotianae INRA-310
Lineage: Eukaryota; Oomycota; Peronosporomycetes; Peronosporales; Peronosporaceae
Exons: 3
Coding region: 43-2988 (981 amino acids)
Biological process (GO): snRNA 3'-end processing
Cellular component (GO): integrator complex
Source: RefSeq, a predicted model, not a curated record